CGGGCGAGUGAAGCAGGAGCCGGGAGCCCCCCCGCCGCCAUCCCGCCGCGUCCUGUGUCCUCCUGCCCUGCCCUGCCACCACCAUGAUGGAGGAGAUAGACCGGUUCCAGGUGCCCGCCGUGCGCGCUGAGAUGCAGCCGCUGGAUCCAACAGCUGCAUCUAUUUCGGACAGAGAUUGUGAUACGAGAGAGGGAGAGACUGUAGCCAUGAACUAUAAGCCGUCCCCACUCCAAGUGAAACUAGAGAAGCAGAGGGAGCUGGCUCGGAAGGGCUCCCUGAAGAACGGCAACAUGGGCAGCCCAGUUAAUCAGCAGCCCAAGAAGAACAACGUGAUGGCACGGACAAGGCUCGUCGUUCCCAAUAAGGGCUAUUCGUCAUUAGACCAGAGUCCAGAUGAAAAGCCACUGGUAGCCCUGGAUACAGACAGUGAUGAUGACUUCGACAUGUCCAGAUAUUCCUCCUCGGGAUACUCAUCAGCUGAGCAGAUCAACCAAGACUUGAACAUCCAGCUGCUAAAGGAUGGGUACCGGUUAGAUGAGAUCCCAGAUGACGAGGACCUCGACCUAAUCCCCCCUAAAUCGGUCAACCCUACCUGCAUGUGUUGCCAAGCCACCUCCUCCACCGCCUGUCACAUCCAGUAGUGAGGCCGGCAGGCUGUGAUCAGUGCUUUCCACUAUAACUGUAAAACUUAACAGCCAUUGCUUCCUCCUAUGGUAGGACGUGCACCUCUUUGUGUUCAUGGAGCCAGGAGAAACCAAAAAAUUCAUUUUAUGAUUGGUUGAUAAGUUAUUUUAAACUAUGGUUAAACAAAAGAGUUAAACUCAAAGUGCCAGGCAGUGCCUGGCAGAACUGACUGGUCCAGGGAGUGGAUGCAGAAGGGCCCAGAGAUACUUAUGGGUUUGUGUAGGCACCAGAGAUGUUUUGUAAGGUGUCAGUUCCAGAAUGGGAAGGAUUGGAAGGGGCUGCAGUUAAUCCUACCCUCUAAAAACAAUCCAUUUGCAAGAUCAGGGGUGAGUCUGAGGUGUCAGGGGGGUUUUCCUGAGGUCAGUUCGUAAUUAGUUCACUAAGCCUCAUUUGCCUGUGUAACCAAAAUUACACCAUGACCAUGGUGCAGGAAUGGCAACAGAGCAGGGCAUCAUUUCUUACGGCAAGUCUAGCCAGGAGUAACACAACACAAUUCAUUCACUUGCAAAAAAGGGCAAGUUGGUGGCAUUUCACAGUGAGUCAGUAAUAGCUGGAGCUGUUGUGUCACAUACCAAUGCAAUUCACCCUUAGCACCACAUUAAAUUAUCACCAAACACAUCAGAUUUGAUUUGCAAUCCAUCCAUACUCUCAGUAGAUUCAGUCCUUGCCUGAGAAUGCCAUAAUCAUGAAUUCAAUUCAGUUGAAUACACUGACUUCAGCUUCUACUUAAUUCCUGCGAGAGCCAUCUGCUUCCAAAAAUCUUAAACUUUGUUCAACUAAGAAAAAAUGAGUCCUGCGUAAGACAGGACUCAAGCUGUACAGUCUGAAGGUCAGUGCUGAAAAAGCUAGUCGAAGGAAGCAUAUUUUUUAGAGCUCGGCUGUUGGUACUCUUGACAGUGCAUCUCUUGGUGCCUAUGGGAGAGAUUUGUUAACGUGCUGGUGUCAGACUUUAGGGGAGUUUUCAGCAACAGAGGGAUUAUGAGCAGAUUCAGCUGAAAAAAAGCCAUGAGAGGAAACUACCGUUUAUUGCAUCUCUGCCCCCUUGUGCACCAAGCUUUGUCUGUUAGAGCUGUCCCACCUCAGGAACAAUUAUGUUUAUUUGAUGCUGGAAUAGUCAGGAAACCUGGUGUUACAUUAGAUUUCUGGACUGAAUUGCCAGUUCGCCAACAGAUUGUUUUAAAUGCAAAAUCAUUUCUGGAAUUAGGAAUAUGUCCUUACCCUGUUUGGUUUUACACUGCUGGCUUCAGAAUACAUGGGACUCUGGUGAUGGAUGGGCUGGCAUCUUUCUCUGAGGUGAAAUCUUUUGACACAGCCUCAUCAGUGUCUUUUCCUGCUCAGCCAGGAAGAAAGGCUGCCUGCCUUACGUCAGCACUCGCUUUAGAGCCGGGUGGAAAGAAAAAGGGAAGACACUUCUGUUUCCCAUCAGAAUUCCCCUGAGCCAUGAGAAAGAGCCUGAUCUCCACCCUGAAGUACAGAUCCCCUGUAUCAGAUUUGCACAUCAUGAGCUGACUCUUUAAGAAGUUCUCUUGGUGAUGAGGAGGACACUUAUUUAACAUCACACGUUUUCAUUCUGUGCGGUGCAAGGCAUGAUGUCAUCCGCAGCAUGAGCAAAAGAGCAAGCAUACAGGGCCCCUGGGCUUUAUUAUUCAGCAGCUAGCUGCAGGCAACCGUGAAAGCUGUGUUUGCCCCCUCCCCAAAGCAGGGACUGUUGCCCUGUCUGCCAGGGAACAGAAAGAGGACUGAGCAGACUUGUUUACUGAGCAUCUCUGCCUCCUUGUGCAGAAGUGCUGGUUAACUUGCCAACUCCUCUAGGGAGAGAGUGUUCCUCUAUUGAAUUCCUCUCACUAUCUCAUCACAUGGCAGUGCCGAGGGGGAAUAUUUCAAAAAUGUUUCUAAAGAAGCACAAAGCUUCAGCUCCCCAAUUCCUUGCUUCUUUUGUGUGCCAGCCUUCUCCUCCAGUGCUAACCCGGAUGUGAGAUUAGCAAGUUGUCUGCAGUGAGGAGAAGAGCUCUAACAGCACUGUGUGGGAAGAAAAGGUAAAAGGGAGGAAAAGCUCAAGGAGUCUUUUUUUCAGAUGGGGAAUGUAGUCAAAACCUAACAGAAACCCCAUGGUCAAACUAAAUCCUAUGGGACAUGGCCACGUCUCUUUAAAGGUUCACACUUCUAAAGCAGGAGUUUGCAGUUCAGCGUUGGUACCAUGCAACAUCCCUAUUGCAGUUAUCCUCCUGGGUCGGUGUCUGUGCCUUCCAGGCAGGCUGCACAUGCUCAGCCUUUCCAUGGACUCGGGGCAUUUUGGUGAGCCUGCUCAAGCAAUGAGGUGUCUGUGUUGGUUAACCUUGGCAGACUGCACAUCCCACAGUUCUCCAUCAAACCACCUUUGUCUUGGGACAGAGAUGGAAGGAGACCUGCUGAGAUUGUGUCUCCCAGGGCUGUAACUUCCCCUCUGAAGGACAGACUUUCCCUGUAACCAGUGCCCCAUGGCAUCGCUGCUAGGUCCUUUUAUUGCACCUAUUGCUGUUCUUUGUCUGCCAUGUGCUCCAAGGCAUUCCCCAACCCCACAACCCUGCAACCGCCCUCCACCCUUUGCAUUGUGUGAUGUGCACCUGCUUCCACCAUAACCCCUUAAGGUCCCUGGGAGGGAACUGCUCAUUUGCACAUGUGAGGGAGGGAGAUUAAUUUAAAUGUGAACUGGGCCGGUGCUUCCUCCAAAUACAGACAGAAGCACAAGCCAAGUGUUUUUCCCUGCUCACAGAAGGAGCUGGUUGCACAAAUAGCUGGUUUGGCAUGACAGUACAAGACCAUAAAAUGGCAAUUUUUUGGCUUCUCCUCUCUAUGCUUUGUGUUCAGAUAUUUUAUUAGGGGAAUAAAGUAGAAAGGGUGGGGAAAAGUAGUUACCUGUGUAAGGUCAUUAUCAGGAAGGCUGAAUGGAUUAAGGCAAUGCACGUGUGGCUAUCAUAGAAAACUGACCGCUAACCCUUCUGAACUCCAGCCCCUUAAUCAGGUUAUGACCGUGGGGCAUGUUUGAUGGAUCAUUACAGAUUAUGAUGGACAGCCCAGCAGUGUGUGUUAACAGCAGAUUGGCUUGGCUCUCCCUGUCUCGUCUUGUGUUCUUGUGUUUUGGCCAGAAGGUUUUCCUUGUGCCCUCACUGGAGGUUUUAGGGGCUUCCCCGGAAGGAGUUGGUUGUUGGUACAUGGUUGUUCUGUCGCUGCUUUCCUUACACCAGCAGAAUAUCUGUUGCCAUGGCCCGGAGGAGGCAAAAGCAAACAGCACAGCCCCUGACUCUUUGCUGAAGCAUUAGAAAGUCCUAAAAUCUGCAGAGCUGCUGGAUACUCUCCAAACUGCAGGUUGCUUGCAAGAAAGCAAAUCAUUCCUUGUUCCAGUCUUUGCACCAAACCAUACGGUCUUCUCAGGCCCUAUUUUCAGUCUGAAGUGUAGAGAAUACCAGGGGGAGGAGACCAUGGAGUAUGAAAAGCUGCAUUACUGUCCAUCUAACUUACCACACAAAUAGGAUAGCUUCCUUAUAGUGAUACUGCCGCCUCUAACAAAGGAAUUUGCGUUUGGUGCCUCCCGAAGUCAGAUUGGCUUCUUUGGCUAGGAUUUUAAGUAAUUAUGGUCACCAAAUUACCUGAGUUUAGGCAAAUCAUUUCCUCUUAUCAGAUGUUAGUUUAGCCCUCUCAUGUGAAGUGGCUUUGGACUGCAAGGUCUCAGCUCUCCAUUUUUGUCUCUCCAGUCAGACUGCAAAUUCCCCAUUUCCAGAUGUCCGUGUGAGGGAAGUAUCCCCCCCAGUGUUGAGGAAGGCCCUAGAUAGCAUGGUCUAGUCUGCUUUUCCUGUGUUUGUAUAAAUAACCUUUGGCUGAAGGAAAGGCUGAUGUCCAAGUGACCAUCCCGGAGGCUCAUUUGACGUCCUGUCAGACAUGUUUUGAAGCCAACCUUUGGAAGAGCCACUGGAUCAUAUCUGAUACUGCUGCACGUCUACCCCCAACGCGUAUAUUUGGCUGUCAGGUCUAUUCUGCUCUUCUGGCCAUCCUGCCUGCAGAUACCUUGCAAUUGCAAGAGCAGGCAGCCAAGCCUACUGCACAGACUUCGUAAGGGGCUUGAGGAUGCUGUGCUCACCCACAGACAGGACAGACUCAACUGCUUCUGGUUUGGCUCUCCAUCUCCUUUCCCAAAAGGAGACAGCUGCUCUGCUCAGCUGUGUGCUGGCUGACACAUAGAUCUGAGAUCCUGAGCAGAGACCUUCCCUCUCCAUGCAGAGUCUGUCCUCAGGCUGGCCUGCAAGCUGUACAACAGCGUGCAGGAAGCUUGAAAAGUGCAGCACCCUGUAUGUGACUCAAUAGAAACAUGAAGAUGCUUUUGAAGGAAGGAAAGACCCAGCUGGGCACCAGAUGGAAUGAGAGAAGAAAAACAAGCAAUAACUGGAAAGGUUGCCAAGUGCUGCCUUGGCCUAGGGCAGAUCCCAGUUGUCCAAGCUAAUCCAUCUCAGUGCAGUGCUGAUACCAAGCAAAGCUUGUUUUCAGAUGCAUACACCAGAAACACUGUGUCCCUGAGCUAGCACUGCAGCCAAACACUACUGCAGAGAGCCUGCUGGACCAUCAGAGCACAGAAAUGAGAUCUGGGGUCCCUCACUGCUUGUGGCACGUGUGUUUGCUCCAACCCCAGGCAGGUCACAUCCCCUCUUGACAUCCAUUCCCUUCUGCAGCGGAGGGGAGAUACCUGCCUUCCCCAGCCACUACCACCCCGCAUGGACGUUGCCAAGUGUGUGGCAGGCACCAUUGAUAGGACAGCUCUGCAAGCAAGGCGCAAACAGCAAGCUAUUAAAGUUUUACAUAGAUUUUCAAAGUUCUGCAGAGAACAGCAACACAACUCACCUUUCCCUGUUUACCAGCAUCUGACGUUGCUUGCAUGUGCCAGAAGGCUGCAGGGUGAGCUUAGUAGAGAGAUUAAACAGCUUUGAGGGCAGAUGUUUGGCAAGGGGAUGUUUCCCAGUUAUUCAGCUGUUGGCUCGUGCACAGCUGGCUACUUAACAUGCACACUGACACAGGGGACAUGUAAGAAGAAUUGGUGGUCCAACAGCACCAUCCCCUGCUAGCAGACUUAAGGAAUUUAGGAGUGCAAGUGGAUUUCCAACUCAGACAGUGAAUUUUAAUGGGGUGGAAGAGAUCACUGAAGGGCUCAUCUGGGAUAUUCCCAGGGAAUAUCCCAGAUAUUUCAUGCUUUUGUAUUUAGCAUGUAUGUAAUGAUGUGAGGCACUUGUGUCUGGGCUCUUCCUUUAUUUUUCCAUUCUUCCUUGACGUACUCACACGGUAUGGCCACUCUUACCUAGAACAGAACCAGCUUUGUCACCUGGCUGCUCAGCAAGCACAGGCUGCAUGUGCCACCCUGAGCAUAGCCCAGCUUUGGCCUCUGGCACCCUUCAGAGCUGACUCUUCACAACUCACUUCUCUUUCUAGUUCUCAUGUCUCAAAAAGAUCUGCAGAGAUGGGCAGAGUGCCACAAGGGAAGCUGGACUAGGCUAAGCUUGAGGGGCAGGCACGGGACGGUGUUCAUUUUAAGGUGCUUUUCACCUCAGGGAGGACAAGGCAUCCUUGUCACUUCUUGUCGAGGCCUUGUUGUGCAAGAGGCUGCUCCAGACCUUGAACUGCACCUCACCAGAUGAACCUGCCUGUCACAGAGCCACGCAAACCCUGAAGCAGAAGGGCCAGAGACUUAGAGGAAGAGAUUGGGACCUGGGAUUACACACAGAGCAUUAAUGACAGACUAACCAGGUGUAGGUUUUUCAGUGGGGCUGGCAUCCCAAUUUGCACUCCCUGUGUUGUGCAGCUGAUCUCUUGCAUCACUUCCCAAAAAUUACAACUACAUCCCCUCCUUAAGCCCCCUUGACACCGGUGGCAAUCCCAGGAUCACAGCAGCCUGGCUGAGCACUCCUCCGACAGCUUGCUUGGAAGGCAAGGGCCAGGGGCUAAUGGAGAUGACAUGGAUCAGAGCACCGUGGCCCAUGCAGCUGUUCAGGAAGCCAUGGCACGGAGCAGGACAUCGCUGACUUUCCCUGGCGCCUGUGGUGAACUGCUCUUCCCAUUGCUUCCCAGGCCCAGUUGCCAGCAGAAACUGGUGGUGGGUCUGAGGCUUUCUCUUUCUGUAAAAAGCUGCUUCAGCAAAAGAUGGAUUUGGCUCCCGGAAGGAGCUCGCCUGGCUGAUCGUGCCUGGUCUGUGAGGCAGCCAUUUCCAUAGUAACCAGUGGCGGUAGAGGCGGCGGGAUUACAUCAGGGAGUGAAGGUACAAAAGAAGCCUCAUUUAAAUGUGGCUGUCUCAGGCGUGGCACUGGAAACCAGCACAGUGGGCAGCAGGAAAAGAAAAGGCCACCCAAAGGCCAUGCUGAGCUAAGUCCCGUUACACACCGAGAUGUUUGCCCUCCCAGAGCAGCAUUUCUCCCCGAGCUGCCCAUUCUCAACAUUCAGCUGCCCCAGCACAGGUCUCCAGAAAGCACUGCUCCACCCGGGCUGCCUUCUCUUUUCUGCACUGGUCCCAAAAAAAGCUGCCACUUCAUUUGUUACUCAUCUUCCUCAAGGCUGCAUGAUCUGGGAAAGGCAAAGUUUAUCAGGAGAUGUGAUACAGACCCACAGGGAGCUGGAAAAUUUGGACGAGCUCUCCUCUUCACAGCAGCCCUUCUGGAUUUUAUCACUUCUGCCUCCUUUCCCAGUUCAGAUUUCUCUGCUCCAUUUCUUUGCAUGGGGAUAGCAAGUGCGUUCAGCUUGUCAGUGACAAACCCAAGGCAAACAUCAGACCAGCAGGAGACCCAAGAGGCGUGAUGGUGGCUGAGCCAGUGAGCCGGGUGGGAUUUCUCUUCACCCACCUGCGUGGCCAGGGAAGGCUGUGGAGCUGAGGGUCACCCAAGAGAGUUUAAAUCCUUGGUGUGAGCCACCAAGCCCAGAUGGGUGCCAUCACCCUUCCAGAAUCAGCACUGUGGGCACACUGGGACCAGAGAUCCCGGUCCAAGACCUGCCUGAGCCUGAGACCCCAGGGGAGGCACAGGUAGAAGUCUGUUGGUGGUCCCCUUCUCGGCUGUGAAACACGCGGGUAGGGCUGUAGUUCUGCAGGGAGAACAACUCUUGCGGAGGAUGAAGUCCCCCUCCCUCCCUCCCUUUUUUCACAUUUUAAACCAAUUUAACCCCUUCCACAGGCGUUAUUUAACCUUAAUAAAGAAGGAAACGAAGCACCAUUAAAUACUUUCUGAAAGCAGGUGCUGCUUGCAUGCAGAGCUGGUCUGUGUCUGCCGUGUGACUUCCAGAGCUCAUGGCACAUCCUGUAGCUGAGUCACCUGGAGUGCUGCGCGGGGCUAGGGUGGGAGAACCAACGCUGACCAUCUUGUCAAACAUCACGUCCCAACCUAGAGAAGGGUCAGAUAAAGGAAGGGGGGAAAGAAGCAGCAAUAUAGAAGUAUAAGAAGUAUAACUAGUUGUAACAGGUAAACUUGGGUAUCCGUGUCCAGUGGUUAGUUCUAGAAUCACAAGCCUUGUUAUAUUGCACAUGUCCUCCUUUCACUCCUCUUUUCUCAAAGCAGCCAUCAUCUUUUUUUUUUUUUCUUCUCCCCUUGAACAUGUGAUGAGCAACAGAGGCAGUUGCACCAGAAUGUCUCUCAGCCUAGUUCUGCAUUUCCCUCUCCCACCCAAACCCAAGGCAGUCCGACAGCUGUUGGCCAUCACAAUUCUUCAUUUUUAGUAACUCUACUUCGAUUUUCCUCUUAUACUAUGGCUUCCUCCACAAGCACCCCAGCAGGGCAGCACAGGAGGCUCUGACCAUGUCCCAGGAAGCUUCUUUGCUCCUGGCAGCACCUUGCAGACUUGCACCUUACUGGGAACGUACUGGGUCGAUGCUGGUGAGAUCCGGCACUGCCCAUCUUGCAUACGUGGCAGCUGAUGGGAAUCCACUGGGAGAAGCUGGCAGGAAAUGGCCACUGUCCCUUUUCUUUUCAAUUUGAGGGAGAGGGAGAUUUUUUUGACAUUAAGAUUUUUGUCCACCUUCCAGUGGCCAAGUUCUGGGCUGCAUUAAUAAUUGGGGUUGGUUGGCUGUCCGGGCAGGUACGGAGCUUCACACCAGCUUUGAUAGCAAAUGUCACAGCUGCAUCCAGAGCCUGGCUACAGGCUGUGUUUCUCCUGUGCUGGCAACGAGCAGGCUGCGCUUUCAGCAGGCUCCAGGUAACCUGGCAGGUGGGGGGACAGCCCUCUUCUGAGUCCGGAUCAAGUCCGAACUUCCAUUUCAUGGCCUCAGCUUGAAAGAAACUAAACCCAAGCAAAUGCUACCAAGGUCUCCUUCCACCGCGCCGCGCCUGGCGCCCAGGGGAGGAGGUGGCGGGAGGCAUUUGUGGGUCACUGCAGAUGGGAUCCUUCUGGGAUAUAGUUAAUGGAAAUGCCUUUCAGGAGAGACCUCCCGACCUUUGUGUUGAUCUCAGAGCAGGAGAUGGAUUUCUGGCUGUCCUUGCAUAUAGUGAAACAUAGCUGAAACAGCCAAAUGCAAAGUAGAGUUAAAUGUAGGGUUUGACCUGAAUAACCUUUUAAUUAGGAAGAUAAAUUUGUUGUAGCUUGACCUUAGUCCAUGUUAGGAACCUGCUAAUCAUUUGACAUGCAGAGUGUAUUAAUGCUGCACUUAACUUGGCCAUUGGUUUUAUUAUCUGGUUUUGGGAGUUUUUUACUCCUGAAGCAUCAAUCUGCAUCUUGUAUGGAUUCUUUUUCUUUAUUCCUGUUCAGAACAUGUAGCACACUGUUGUACUUCUGUUCCCGUCCGCGUAGAGUAUUGCCUUAAACAGAUCAGUUGUGUUGUGGUUUGUUUUGGGUUUUCUUUUUUUCUACCAUCAGUUUUAUGCAUUAAUUUAUUUUAAAAGUAUGGGUUUUUUUUUUUUUUGAAAAAAACAUGAAGCGUAUAAUAUUUUUUUUUAACAUUUCCAUUGCAGUAUUUAUCAUUGUUACUGUUUGUGUGUAGUGUAACAAUUAAUGAUAUUAAAAAGCAUACAUAUGAAAACCA
Molecule: messenger RNA, 9700 nt
Organism: Oxyura jamaicensis (ruddy duck)
Lineage: Eukaryota; Metazoa; Chordata; Aves; Anseriformes; Anatidae
Gene: FAM219A
Product: family with sequence similarity 219 member A
Exons: 6
Coding region: 84-641 (185 amino acids)
Source: RefSeq, a predicted model, not a curated record